This is a messenger RNA of Culicoides brevitarsis, 1774 nucleotides long. Its product is annotated as sodium/potassium-transporting ATPase subunit beta-2-like. The transcript is spliced from 8 exons. The record is from RefSeq and is a predicted model, not a curated record. Gene Ontology annotation, biological process: intracellular sodium ion homeostasis; potassium ion import across plasma membrane; intracellular potassium ion homeostasis. NCBI's taxonomy places the organism in Eukaryota, Metazoa, Arthropoda, Insecta, Diptera, Ceratopogonidae. Gene Ontology annotation, molecular function: ATPase activator activity. Bases 511 to 1659 code for a protein of 382 amino acids. Gene Ontology annotation, cellular component: sodium:potassium-exchanging ATPase complex.
UUUUUCUUCGUCAAUGAUCGGUGGCAUUCUUCAUAAUCGCACUUUUUUUUGUCUCGAGCAAUAAAAUAUUUAUUAUAAAAUUUUACUUUUUUUGACAGUCUUAUUAAAUUGAGAUAAGAUUAACAGUUCGUCUCGAUUCUACAUUGAGAAUUUACUGAAAACGUGAGGAGUGAGUUAAGCAAAAGACGUUUAUUAAAAGUGUCUGACGUUCAAAAAAAAAUUGUGAAAAAGUUAUAAAUUAAAAUUGGUCAAGAUGAGUGUCUUAAAGUAUUGAGCACUUGCCGCAAGUGUUAAAAAUCUGCGAAAUUCGAAGCCGAUUCAGAGUAAAAACGUGAUAAAAACAGCAUCCCAUCGAUUUUCCCCAUUGUUGUGUCGAUAAAGUUUUAAUUAAAAACAAUUAAAUUAAAAAUAAUUAUUUUUUAAGCAAAUUUGUGGAUUUUGUUCUACUAAGUACCUUCGAUACUUAAAAAAAUAUUUAUAAUUAAAAAAAAGCAAAGGAAGUGAUUGAAAAUGAGUGGCAAGAAAAUUUCGACACAACAAAGUUACACAACGUACGAGUUCCCGGCACGGAAGGCAAAACAAAAGAAAACGCUCGGCCAACUGAUCUACGACGGAGAAAAGGGCCGAAUACUUGGACGUACACCAAAAAAUUGGGGUACAUUUAAGUCAUCUCUUUCUCCUCCUCCUACGAAACCCCCGUACGAGGCAAACGACAACAAAAAGUCGUUUAAUCAUUACAAUAAAGACAAAGAUCCGGAUUAUCAUUAUGUAAAAAAUUGGAGAGGAGAAUUCAUUAGGGUACGAAAGUGUAAAAAUAAGUAUCAAGAAAGAAAAUAUUUUGCCCAGUUGAUAAUCUUCUACACCGUAUUUUACGCUGUACUUGCCGCUCUAUUUACCAUCUGUCUGCAAGCCUUAUUCUUCACGCUAAAUGACGAGCACCCGAAAUGGCAGUUGGAGGAAUCAUUGAUAGGUGUCAAUCCCGGCCUCGGAUUCCGUCCCUUGCCCGACGACCCGGAUGAGGGUUCGCUCGUAUGGUACGAAGCCAAGAACCAGACUCAAGUAAAAGUUUGGACAGACCGUCUAGACAAAUUUUUGGAACCUUACCGAAAUAAAUCAUUGCUGCCAAGUGAGGGAAAGAAUCAAGUCGUCUGUGAUUUCGAUCAAAGUCCAAAGGAGGGUCAAGUUUGUUCCGUGGAAGUUGAUUCGUGGGGCCCAUGCAGUCCAAGUGAGGGAUACAGCUACAAUAAAUCCUCGCCAUGCAUUUUCCUGAAAUUAAAUCGAAUUUACGGAUGGGAGCCAGAAUUCUACACGGAGCCCAUCGAUGAGAUGCCCCAGCAAUUGAAGGACUUCAUUAAUGCUCAACCCAUGGAGAAACGAAAGCAAAUUUGGGUGUCGUGCGACGGACAGGAUCCAGUUGAUAUGGAAACGUUAAGUGCCGGCUUGGAAUAUUACCCGAAAGACUUGCACGGAUUCCCCGGAUACUUUUAUCCAUACGUUAAUACGCCCGGUUACUUGAGUCCCUUGGUGGCUGUUCGUCUCUUGCGUCCUCAAGUUCAUCAAAUUGUCAACAUCGAGUGCAAGGCAUGGGCGAAAAAUAUUAAAGUUCAAUUAGGACGCGAUCGCUCGGGAUCCGUACAUUUUGAGGUGAUGGUAGAUUAAAUGAACGGACUGUGUUAGCUCUAAAGACGUUAUUAUUUAAUCGUUAUCAGUUGUAUACUUAAAAAAAAGAGAAGAAAACUUAUGAAAUUGUUUUGUAAAGUUGACUUGCCACACA